Messenger RNA from Xenopus laevis (African clawed frog), 2289 nucleotides. It is a transcript of the gene cables2.L, whose product is annotated as Cdk5 and Abl enzyme substrate 2 L homeolog. The record is from RefSeq and is a predicted model, not a curated record. Lineage: Eukaryota; Metazoa; Chordata; Amphibia; Anura; Pipidae. The transcript is spliced from 10 exons. Bases 69 to 1481 code for a protein of 470 amino acids. Gene Ontology annotation, biological process: regulation of cell cycle.
GUUGACCAAUGGCGGAAGGAAGUGGGUGGGGCGGCGGCUGUUCCCCGUUCCGGGGCCUCAGUUAGAGAAUGGCAGCGGUUGGCUGCAGCUCUCCCGGUGUUACGGGCCCCGGAGGGGCGACCGGGGAGCUCACUCAGCGUAGGAAACGAGGUAGUGAUUCUCGCCGCAGGCAGGCUGCUUUGUUCUUCCUUAAUAACAUCUCUCUGGAUGGAAGGCCCCUGUGCCCUGUGCCUCCGCCGGCCUGGGAUGUACCGGAGCCCUCCUGCUUCACUCCGCCUGCCAACGGGCCCCGUAUUCUGCUCUCCCGGGACACCCCCCUGCGUCCAGAAUCAGAGGAGACCCCCAGGGUUAAGAAAGGUUCUCAGUCCCCGGGGCACCUCCAGACCCACAACUGCCAAACUGUGGAGAAGCAGCGAAAACGUCAUGUUUCUCAGCGCUGCUCGCUAGAGUUAAUAGAUGACACAGAGGAAUGUGCUACUUUUCAGAGGCCCAAGUACCUCGCCGAGUCUCCACGAAGUUCUGUUCUGAGAAAGAUUCAUUUCAUUAAGAGCAUGAGACAGUACGACAUCCGCAACAGCAGAAUAGUCUUGAUUUGUGCUAAAAGGUCCCUCUGCGGAGCAUUUUCUGUCUUGCCAUAUGGAGAAAGCCUACGGCUCAGUGAACUGCGAGCUGAUGGGACAAGGCAGCGACAUCCGUCCGGUGGGGUUUCGAAUGCUAGCGACUCCAUAUUUGGAAUGGAAGGUGUGGAACUUGGAGUCGAAGGAGAGACCGUUUCCUAUGCCAGGUUUCUCUACCCUACAAAUGCACUCGUCAGCAAGAAGUGCGAAGGACAAACUCCUGCACCCCCUCACAGAGUCAGCUCCUACGACUCGGCCAAACGGAAUCAUUCAUCUGCGAGGUUUAUUCCUGUGACCUCUGGACCUGAAUUAGAAUCCGGAGAGAGUGUGGAAUAUGACCCCAAUAUUCUGGACGAUCCUCAGUGGCCAUGUGGAAAGCACAAACGUGUUCUUAUCUUUGCCUCCUACAUGACUACGGUUAUUGAAUAUGUAAAACCAGGCGACUUGAAAAAAGAUAUGAACGAAACCUUCAAGGAGAAGUUCCCCUAUGUAAAGCUGACUUUGAGCAAGAUCAGGAGUUUGAAGCGUGAGAUGAGGAACGUGGCCAAAGAGUGUAACCUGGAGCCUGUCACUGUGGCAAUGUCCUAUGUGUAUUUUGAGAAGCUCGUUUUACAGGGCAGGGUGAACAAGCAAAAUCGCAAGUUGAGUGCAGGGGCCUGCGUCUUACUUGCUGCUAAGAUAAGCAGUGAUUUUAAAAAGCCAGAGCUGAAGCAUUUGUUGGAUAAGCUUGAAGAACGCUUCAGAGCCAACCGAAGGGACCUUGUGGGUUUUGAACUGACUGUGCUUGUUGCUAUGGAGCUGGCUCUCUACCUCCCAGAGGCCCAUGUAUUACCUCACUUUCGCCGUUUGACCAGGCAGCAGUAGGGGGAACCAUUGUUUGAUUUAGACAUGCACCUGUGAAUCUGUAGGUUACUGCCACAGAGCAGUGGCCUCUUGCUCUCUGUGUAAAGGGGGACUACUUGUUGCAACCCAUGAAAUAGUUGUCACUGAAUCAUCACAAGGCCAGUGUAUCUUCUUUAUAGUUGUAUGCAACAGCAGAUAUGUGCCAUUACCUGGUUAGCACAUAUCCCAAUAUAGUGUCACAUUGUGUGAUUUUUAGAUCUUAUUUUUAACCAGAUAUGUCAACACACACAACUUCUAGAAAUUCUUGUUCAAUGGCAUUUCCUACUUAAAACGUGCUUGCCCUUGAACAAAGGUAAACAUUGAAAAAGGUUCCCUAAUAUGAAACAAAUACUCAAAAGCACAUUUCAGUGCCUUUGUGACAGGCCUAGCAUUAAAGAUAGUCAAGGCUUUAUUUUUUUAGCGAGCGUUUUGCCGCUUGAGUUUUACAUUUCAGAGACGACAAGUUAUUUAUAUAUAUAUUUUUUUUUUUUUACAACCAUUCAGCUUAUAGCUUAGCCAAGAAUAAGCAUGUGAGCUAGGGGGUUAAAAGGCAAUAAAGCGCAUCUUCCACAAGGUUUAUUUUUUAUACAUUUGAGAGAGGUUUCUGCAGAUCUGGUGCCUUGUGAUAUGUCUCUUUAUCUUUUAUUUGUUAUACGUUUCAAAAUGCAAAUACCAGUUGCUUCCUUGCAUUCGUCAUGGGUAAAAGAAACGGUAAAGUAAUAUGCAUAUGUGUUUUAAGAAAAAGAUGUGCCUAAAUUAAACUGGUCUGGUACCAGCUCUUUAUUUAUUA